Messenger RNA from Schistosoma turkestanicum, 1018 nucleotides. The record is from the annotation of a GenBank genome assembly. NCBI's taxonomy places the organism in Eukaryota, Metazoa, Platyhelminthes, Trematoda, Strigeidida, Schistosomatidae.
AUGUUCGAGGUACACGAAAAAUUACACGCUGUUCGAUCAUCUGCUCCAAGAAACAAAAAAUCAUUUGAUCCAAUUCCUCCAGUAGCACAAAGUAUUAUUAAUGAAUACAAAUUAUUAUGCUUCGAUGAAUUUCAGGUUACAGAUAUUGCCGAUGCAAUGAUAUUGAAACGAUUAUUUGAGAAUUUAUUUAAUCUUGAUGCUGUUGUUGUUGCCACAUCGAAUCGUUGUCCAGACGAUCUAUACAAGAAUGGGUUACAACGUGCCAACUUUGUACCUUUUAUUGGUCUACUUAAAGAAAAAUGUCAUAUAAUCAAUUUGGAUUCCGGUGUAGAUUACCGUACAAAAACCAGUGAAACUCCAAUGAAUGAAUCAAAUCUUCCCCUGUAUCAUUUAAAUAAUAAUGAUGUAAAUAAUCAACUUGAUGAAUGGUUUGUAAAAUUAGCUGUUGAAGAUGGACAUGUUGGACCACCGGUAGGUGCGUCAAUUUCAACUUACGGACGUGUAGUGACUUUUAAACACACUGGUGGCAAUAUUUUAAAAUGUACAUUUGCUGAAUUAUGUGAUACGCCUUUAGGCGCUGCUGAUUAUAUGAAUUUAGCUAAACGAUUUCAUACGGUUAUUUUAUGUGAUGUACCACAAAUGGGUGUACAUAAUUUACCUAGUUUGAAACGUUUCAUUCAUUUAAUUGAUGUUCUUUAUGAUACACGUACUCGUCUUAUUAUUGGUGCCGAUUGUCCCCUUGAAAAUCUAUUAAUAUCUAAAAAUGAUACAUCUGAUGAAUUACAAUUUACUCAUCGUCAAUUAAUCGAUGAUUUGAAAGUGAACAUGGAUCAUUCAACAACAACAACUAAUAAUAAUAAUCAUAUGAAAGCAUCAAUAUUUACCGGUGAAGAAGAUCUAUUUGCUUAUUCUAGAACAUUAUCUAGAUUACAUGAAAUGCGUUCAACAUUGUAUUGGAAUCAAAGUGGACCAAAUCGUGAGAUGGCUAACAGAAGAGAAUAAUAAUAAUAAUAAUAAU